Mixia osmundae IAM 14324 is the source of this 261-nucleotide messenger RNA. RefSeq lists its product as uncharacterized. The record is from RefSeq and is a predicted model, not a curated record. The coding region runs from base 1 to 261 and encodes 86 amino acids. The transcript has 2 exons. NCBI's taxonomy places the organism in Eukaryota, Fungi, Basidiomycota, Mixiomycetes, Mixiales, Mixiaceae.
AUGAACAGGCGAGGGCGCUCUUGGGCACGCUCGGUCAGCUACCCAGGCUCAGCUCCUCGGACAAAGGUGGUCACGCGGUUCUUUGCUCCGUUCCGCAGCCUCGGACAGCGGUCGAGCGUAGUGUGCAGCGGCGCAGCCUCUAGCGCAGAGGCAGGCACGUGCUUGACGUGCUUGCCUCACUCGAUACUGAAGACCACUGAGCUGUGUGGCAAUGAGCCUACGGUCGUGUGCGAACAAAGUGUCCAUAUGAGAUUGCGAUGA